Messenger RNA from Glarea lozoyensis ATCC 20868, 2904 nucleotides. Its product is annotated as ATPase of HSP90 chaperone/DNA topoisomerase II/histidine kinase. Gene Ontology annotation, biological process: mismatch repair. Gene Ontology annotation, cellular component: mismatch repair complex. Gene Ontology annotation, molecular function: ATP hydrolysis activity; ATP binding; ATP-dependent DNA damage sensor activity. Bases 1 to 2904 code for a protein of 967 amino acids. The transcript has 2 exons. NCBI's taxonomy places the organism in Eukaryota, Fungi, Ascomycota, Leotiomycetes, Helotiales, Helotiaceae. The record is from RefSeq and is a predicted model, not a curated record.
AUGUCCAUCAAGCAAUUGCCUCCCGAAGCCAUCGCUCAGAUCAAGUCUUCAACGACCAUAACGAGUCUCAAUGGGGUCAUCUGCGAGCUGGUAAAGAACUCGUUGGACUCUGGAUGCACCAAGGUCGACGUCCUCGUCGACUACGUGAACGGAGGCUGUGUGGUGGAAGACAAUGGCUUUGGCAUACCACCAGCCGAGUUCAGAGAGGAAGGAGGUUUAGGGAGAUUGCACCAUACAUCGAGGUUGCAUAGCAAAACACCAGUUCACGGAGCUAGAGGUUGCUUUCUUGCUUCGCUCUCGUCCAUGGCCCUCCUCUCCGUCACCUCGCACCACAAUGACUACCACUCGCAUAACACAAUUACCAUGCACAAAGCUGCGAUUGUCAAUCGACAAAACCCUGCGCCAGCGCAUCAAGCUCUUAAAUUUGUCGAUCAUGGCACAAGGAUAACCGUGCGAGAUUUGUUUGGGAACAUGCCGGUCCGAGUCAAGCAGAGAGCUAUUACCGCAGAUAAGGCACACGGUACCAGUAGGCUAUGGGAAGAGUUGAGGAAUAUUAUCAUUAGUCUGCUGUUAUCCUGGCCAUUCGAUAUGGCCAUGACGAUUCAAGAAGCAGGCUCUCUUCAAAGGCUGGUUAUUCGACCCCCUGGCCGAGAAAAACCUUCACCGAAACAUAAUCAUAGGAUCAACGUGCCCGGAAUUUGCCAUAUACUCAGUCAGGCUUCUAUCAUUGCCCUAGACAGUGCUUCUUCGUGGUUAGGCGUCUCUGUCUCUGCCGAUCAACUGCAAAUCGAUGGCGCCAUUUCCUUGGAACCAGCUGCUUCGAAACACAUUCAAUUUAUUUCAUUUGGUAUAGAGCCUGUAGCUUUUGGUCAAGGUCAUAACAUACUAUUUGACGAGGUAAAUCGUUUGUUUUUAAAUUCUUCGUUCGGUGACGAGGAGGUUGGGGAAACCGACGAAGACGAGAAAUUGAGACGAUCUGGCGACCGUCGAUACAAAUCUGACGGGUAUACAAAUCGAGAGUUGAAAGCAACACGAAAAGCAGUGGAUAGAUGGCCGAUGUUUUACAUAAAUAUACAAUCGAAGACGCGAUUCACGAGUGCCGAGAAGCUUGACGUGGAGGAUAUUCUUAGCAACAAGCAGAAUUCUUUGACUUCUAUUUUAGAUUUACUCCGAGCCAUGAUUGAGGCAUUCCUGAUCAAACACGAUUUCCGACUGAAAUACAACCGCAAGGUCCGGUUUAGCCACGAGUUGACUAGGAAGACACCUGACUCUAUCAAAGGUAGUAGCGGACUAACUAGAGAAGGUGACGUUCAACCUAGAGGACAGAACCAUUCGUCAUAUAUGAAGCCAAAGAACUUGAUUGCUACAAACGCGGAUUUAUUGGGCACAAAUAUCAAGCUACCCUCAUUCCGCCAUCCUUCACCAAACCUACAGUCUCCUUUCGAUUCCUGGAGCAAAGUGAAAAGAGGCAGCUCAUACUCAGGAAAGACUCCCCGCCGUCCGGUUGAUGAGACGAUGGUAACAACAUCUUCUUCAGAAUGCACUGCCCAUACACCUCUGCUGUCAUCUGGUAAAGUCAUUCGCCGCCCAUUUCCUGAGAGGGAGACCAUCGCGACUGGUAGCCUACCAAGUCAUGUCGGGUUUCUUUCAAAAGCUCCUAAUGAAAUAGAUGGUGCUCAAACCGUGGAAUGGAUGGACCCUAAUACCAAGAACAAAAUAUCGGUUGAUACAAGAACUGGUCAUUCAAUCGUGAGCAGGCAACGUCAGUCCACGAUAGGAUCGAGCUUGACUCCUGGAUCCAGGUCGAGACUCAGUCUCUCACAAUCAAAGCCUGUACGAAAUUCGACUGGCAAUAAUCUGAAUCCGGAUUCUACUGACUGGGUAUCGAACCUGAUGAAAACAUGGGAAAACCCAGUCUAUGCGGCAGCAGAGGCAACGAUUCCAGAGGCGUCCAUUUCUGAUUUUGACGAGUCUACACGCCGUAUGCUUCACGGACACAAACAUGUUUGUUCUCAAGUUGAUGUCGAGCGUGCCUUUAAGGAUUCAAGCAAGAUAAGCGGCAAGAUCUCGAAGCAUUCUCUGAAGCAAGCCACAAUAAUUUCGCAAAUCGAUCGGAAGUUUAUAUUAGUAAAGUUAUGCGUAGCUGAAAAGUCGAAUGAUGGUCUUAGCAAAGACGGAAACGAGUCGCUACUUGUUAUCAUCGAUCAACAUGCUGCAGAUGAAAGAAUUCGAAUCGAAAACUUGAUGGGAGAGUUGUGUAAUCCCUCGGCUGGUUCAUCGGAGUCUCCAAUUGACACGAUGUCACUUGAAAAGCCCAUCAUCUUCGAGGUCCCGGCCCGUGAAUCUCAACUUCUCCGCAUCCAUCGCAAUCACUUCUCCAAUUGGGGUAUAUUGUUCGAUACAGUGGAUGUUGGAACCAACACAAACAGCGUUGUCUCCCACCAACCAAGCCAUCGCAUCGAAGUCCGCAGCCUUCCCCCCACAAUCGCAGAACGAUGCAAAUCCGAACCCCGUCUCCUAACAUCCCUCAUCCGCACAGAAGCGCACAAAUGUGCGGAAUCUCCUCCUCCGCUCUAUUCCGAGGACACACCCACUUCCUGGAUUCAUCAUAUCCACCACUGUCCCCAAGGCCUCCUUGACAUGCUUAAUUCCCGUGCCUGCAGGAGCGCUAUCAUGUUCAAUGAUCCGCUGAGUAUAGAGCAGUGCAAGAAGUUGGUGAAGAGGCUCGCGGACUGCCAUUUUCCGUUUCAGUGCGCGCAUGGGCGGCCGUGCUUGGUGCCGCUGGUUGAGUUGGGCGGGUUUAGAGGUAUGGGGAGGGAUGAAAGGGAAGGGAUGGAGGGGAGCGGGAUGGGAUUUGCGGAGGGAAUGCGUGACUGGAAACGGAAGAUUGAAAAUGGAAGAUGA